AUGCCUAAAAAAGACCAAUGUCUUUUAUGUACCAAAUUCAAGCGUGCCAACGGCGAUGAAAAAGAUAAACUACAAAAAGAUUAUUAUAAACACAUACAAAGGAAGGAAACAUGUAAUCGGGAAAAACAAAACGAUAAACAAAGGGAUGAAAAAGAAACUGAUUUCUUAACAGUUUCGUUUGACUUACGAGCAAUAUUGCAAAUUCCCAGUACUGAUGUAGGUCUUCUCUAUUACACAAGAAAAUUGACAGUUAACAAUUUAACAAUUUACGAAAUAGCACUUGCCAAUGAAGCUUACUGUUUUGUUUGGAACGAAGUGCAUGGUAAAAAAGGCAGUGCUGAAAUCGGAACGAUUUUACAUCAUUACUUAACCACAUGCGUGCCAAAGGAGAUUAAAGAAGUCAGCUUGUUUUCAGACACGUGUGGUGGCCAAAACCGUAAUCAGUAUAUUGCCGCCAUACUAUUGUGGAUUAUGAUGCAGGACACACACCUAGACAUAAUAGAACACAAGUUCCUCGAAUCCGUUCACAGCUACAUGGAAGCUGACUCCAUGCACAGCGCUAUAGAAACUUCGAAGAAAAAUUGUGACAUCUACUGUAUGUCUGACUUGAUAAACGUUUUUAAACUGGCUAGGUCUUAA
This is a messenger RNA of Parnassius apollo (apollo), 639 nucleotides long. NCBI's taxonomy places the organism in Eukaryota, Metazoa, Arthropoda, Insecta, Lepidoptera, Papilionidae. The record is from the annotation of a GenBank genome assembly.